This is a messenger RNA of Hemicordylus capensis (graceful crag lizard), 1724 nucleotides long. It is a transcript of the gene CFAP97D2, whose product is annotated as CFAP97 domain containing 2. The record is from RefSeq and is a predicted model, not a curated record. NCBI's taxonomy places the organism in Eukaryota, Metazoa, Chordata, Lepidosauria, Squamata, Cordylidae. The transcript has 5 exons. The coding region runs from base 85 to 726 and encodes 213 amino acids.
CAGAGCUUAGUUCAAGAAGGUUCUUGCUGGUGACUCAUUCUCUUUGAAAUAGUCCAGAUUUAAAGAUGUUUUAUAUUGUUUAAAAUGCAUCGAGCCUACCAGCCCAUUUUGCCAUGUGGCAACAAAUAUCUUCAGCAAAAGUGGGACCAAGCUAUCUAUGAGGAACACAAGAAAAAGAUCCUGUUAGCUAAACCGGUGGUAGACACAUCUACUCCUCCAACAUAUGGGCAUCUUCAUUUGAAGUUAAGAAAACUUAAGCUUGAAAAGGAACGCCUGUCAAUCAUUGAGCGAGACAAUCGUUUGCUGCUGGAGAAGAUGGCUCACAUCAUGAGAACUCAAGGGAGAGUUGAUAACAAAAAUGAUUAUAAGGCCAAAAGCUUAAACAGAGAAAAACGAGAGCAAGAAUUACUGAGAGUGAGUCAAGAGAAUUGUGCCAUUCUGGAAAGGAUUAUAAAGUGUAAGCCUCAGUAUAAAAUCCAGAAGUGGAAUGAAGACUGGCAAAAGGCUGAAAAAUAUAUGGACAGUAUUGCAAGAUAUCCUCGUGGAUUAUGCAAGACACAGAAACAAAUGUUCAAUGAAAUGACACCAAAAAAAGACAGACAGAAAGAUAAGCAGCUGAAAGAUGAAAGUCUAACUAACAAGACAAAGGAAGGAGAAGAAAUGACCUGCAAAAACAAAGAGGCAAAUAAUGAACAUCAAAGAGAAAAUCCAGUAGAAAAGGUGUAAUCCAGCCAAAGGAUAUUACUAAUAAUAUCCAUUCCCCUGAUAGAAGGGAAAUCAUCAUCUGGAAAUUAUCCUAGUAAUAUGAAGGUUAGAUACUAAAAACAGGUCAUCUUUAUUUUAAAUAUGCUGGUAUGGUAACAUAUAAGCAGCUUGCUAGGGCAACAAUCCUGUGCAUACUUGAAAUCUGUAUGAAUUAGAUUUUCACUGAAAUCAAAACUACAGUAUUAAUUAUUCACCAGUUUUUAAAAACAACAAAAAAGACAACACAGUUAUUAAUAAGUGUUUUAAUCAUGCUAAGGUGACAUCUCACAUUUUAUGAGCCAUCUCCUGUCAAUUAUAACCAGCAUAUCUCACUUCUAUUUAUAGUUCUUGCACUCAGAAAUAAUAUUUUUAAUUAUUCUGGUUGCUUGAUCUUAGAGGUGCAGUACCAUCCUUUUUAUAGGGUUCAUUGCAUUCUAUGAUCUUUGGUGUACAGGAAUUUGCUAUUAACUGUUCUUUUUCUUGUUAUUUUCCAUGGGCAUUGCAUCAGUAUGCUGUAUUAUCAGUAUGUGUUUCAGUAUGUGCUUCUAAACCUUGAUAUUUGGACCUCUUUUUCUACUUAUGUUUGGUGGUGGUGCUCUUGCACCAACGUGUGUAUCAAAACCCUAGCCCCAUUUAUGUGGAUGUAACUGUACUAGCUGUCAAUACUCUUCAUGCCAGUGUCUAACUUGUGCAAAGCCUUGUACAGUAUGCCUGGAACGCUUGCAGUAUUAUCAAAUCCUGUUUUAGUGCACAAUUACGUAUGGGUUAGUUAGCAAGGGGCCAGAGUCAACCCAUGGACCACCAAGGCUCUCUUUGGGGAAAGUCUAAUGCAUUUCAAGACUUCUUUUUAAAUUUCACAAAGCAAAAUACACAAAAUAGAGUAAAAACAAACAGAUUUGUAUGUUUGAACAACAUGCAAAAUACAAAAUAUGUUACCAGUCACUGAUAUGAGAACAUAUACAGUAUAAGCAUAUUCAAUA